UUUCCCGGAUGACACCCCGCCAUAUUUGUUUAUGAACCACUUAGCUUCCUGGACAAGUCGACUGAAAUAGUAUCUAUGGUGUUUUUUUAUUAACGUAGAUCGUCAAGAAAGCCUCCAAAAUGGCGAGUGAUUUUGACCCAGAGGAUAAAUACAGUUGGUAUUUUGGGACCCUUUCGCGAGACGAGACCAAUGAGAUAUUAAAUCCAACAGAUUCGGGAGUAUUUCUGGUCAGGGAUAGUCAGUCUAUACAGGGAGACUUUGUUCUCUGUGUCAAAGAAGAAAACAAGAUCAGCCACUACAUCAUCAACAGAAUCCACGUAGGGACAGGAACCAGAUUCAGGAUCGGUGACCAGGAGUUCUCAGACAUUGCUAGUCUUCUUAGCUUUUACAAAACACAUUACUUAGACACCACCUCACUAAUUAAGCCUGCACCCAGGGAAAAGGUUGUUGCCAAAUUUGAUUUUCCAGGAAGAGACCCGGAGGAUCUACCGUUCAGGAAGAGUGAGGUAUUAGAAGUCAUCUCUAAGGAUGAAAAGGACUGGUGGACCUGUAGAAACAGCAGAGGAAAUGUGGGUCAGGUUCCCGUCCCUUACGUCUCAAAGUAUGACCCAAACAGUCCCCCAGUGGUUGCGACCCCUGCUGCUCCACCCCAGUCAACCCCAUCACCAACGCCAACCCAGCCAAUCAAAGAGAUUCAGCUUCCAGCAAAAGCUGUAGUCAUCCAUCAAAGGAUACCGAGUGCAUAUGACCGCACUCAGCUUAAACUAGAGAAAGGUGAAACUAUUAUUGUGACAAAAAUGAAUUCAAAUGGACUCUGGGAAGGCGAAGUGAAUGGAAAAAAAGGAAUGUUCCCAUUUACCCAUGUGAAAUUUUUAGAUGACAAUUCUGAGGAUGGGACAUAACAGGAGCCUUGCUAAUGUUAACUAAUUACUGUCUAUUAAUAGUGCUGAUGUAACAAUAUGGAGUCUGGGAGUUGUCUUCCCUGGUGGUGCUGCAUUACUAAUCUGAACCAAAAACCAGAAACAGAGGGCGUUGUUUCAGUAGGCUUGUCAAAUUGUUUUCUGUCAAUAAGCUUGUCCAGAAAGUGUUAAAAUGUUUUUGGGCAAGGUCUCCAUUUGGAAAUUAUGGAUCAAAUCUUUAUUAUGCUUUACAGAAUCAUAAGAUGUAGACGAGUAUCAAAAAAGUUAAAAAAAAUUCUAAUUUAGAAAGUGUUUUCAGAAUUCAUUCAGAGAUACAUGUAAAUCAAUAUGUUGUUUAACAGUUUAAGAAUGGGUCACAAAACGUUUGUUUUAUAUGGUUAAACAAUCCUACUACAUUUAAUGAUAAAGC
This is a messenger RNA of Saccostrea cuccullata (small rock oyster), 1329 nucleotides long. Its product is annotated as adapter molecule Crk-like. Gene Ontology annotation, biological process: signal transduction; cell migration. Gene Ontology annotation, molecular function: receptor tyrosine kinase binding; signaling adaptor activity. Bases 120 to 902 code for a protein of 260 amino acids. NCBI's taxonomy places the organism in Eukaryota, Metazoa, Mollusca, Bivalvia, Ostreida, Ostreidae. The transcript has 8 exons. The record is from RefSeq and is a predicted model, not a curated record.